AUGAUAUAUGAUCCGGUCACAGAGUCCCAGCGUGGUGUUUCUACAGUCUUUCAGCUCCAUGCAUCACAGCCAGCUGCUGCCUUAUCGGACAAGGAGGAGGGGCGUCGGAGCGGAUGGACACUCCCUCACGAGCUGAGUGACACUGACGAGGUUUUGAUAGUGGACGUGGUUAAGAAACUGGGCAGCAGCACGGGACGAUUCGCCAACGCCACCUUGGUGCGCCUGUCGGACUUCCUGAGUGCGGGGUACAAGAAAGGAGUGAGACCGGUGAAAGACUGGAGGACGUCCACCAUAGUGGCCAUAGACCUCAUGGUUUACUCUAUCCUCAACGUGGAUGAGAAGAACCAGGUUUUGACGACAUACGUGUGGUACAGACAAUCGUGGACGGAUGAAUUCCUGGUCUGGAACCCGGAAGACUUUGAUGAAGUCAAACAGGUUUCCAUUCCCACUGCCAACGUGUGGGUGCCGGACAUCCUCAUCAACGAGUUUGUGGAUGUGGGCAAGUCUCCGGACAUCCCUUAUGUCUACGUGACACAUGACGGGCUGGUGCGCAACUAUAAGCCCAUCCAGGUUGUCACAGCCUGCACCCUCAACAUCUACAACUUCCCCUUCGAUGUGCAGAAAUGUAGCCUCACCUUCCAGAGCUGGCUGCACACCAUUGAUGACAUCAACAUCACCCUGAUGCGAAGCCCCGAGGAGCUCAGGGAGGACAAGAGCGUCUUCAUGAACCAGGGAGAGUGGGAGCUGCUCCACAUACUGUCCAACUACAAGAGCUUCAGCGUGGACGACGACGACUACUACGCCGAGAUGAAGUUCCACGUGGUGAUCCGGCGGCGGCCGCUGUUCUACACUGUGAACCUGCUGCUGCCCAGUAUCUUCCUGAUGGUGAUGGACAUCGUUGGUUUCUAUCUGCCACCAGACAGCGGAGAGAGGGUUUCCUUCAAGAUCACUCUGCUGCUGGGAUACUCCGUCUUCCUCAUCAUUGUUUCUGACACUCUGCCCGCCACGGCCAUAGGAACGCCGCUGAUAGGUGUGUACUUCGUGGUUUGCAUGGCCCUCCUGGUGAUCAGUCUGACGGAGACCGUGCUGAUUGUGCGUCUGGUCCACAAGCAGGACCUGCAGCCCCCCGUCCCCCACUGGGUAAAGUACCUGGUGCUGGAGAGAGCUCCGGUCCUCUUCUGCAUCCACAAGAAGCACCGCCUCUGCUCCAGACUGUCGUCCGAGGCCUCCGACCUGGAGCACUACAAGGACAACAGCUAUGGGACUGCCCAGUGCACCCUCCACCACACCUGCGAGAUCGGUCAACGGCACGACAGAGAAGCCGGGCUGCUCGGACUCGGCCUGCCCCCCUCCAGGGACCCCACGCCGCCCGUCAUGGACAACAUCCUGCAUGAGGUGACAGCGAUACGCCACUUCCUGGAGAAGAGGGACAGGUGCCGGGAGGUGGCCAAGGAGUGGCUGCAGGUCGGCUACGUGCUGGACGUGCUGCUCUUCAGAGUCUACUUGGUUGCCAUGGUGGCCUACAGCAUCACCCUGGGCACGCUGUGGUCAGUGUGGCAGGUCGCCUGA
Messenger RNA from Seriola dumerili (greater amberjack), 1569 nucleotides. It is a transcript of the gene htr3a, whose product is annotated as 5-hydroxytryptamine receptor 3A-like. The transcript is spliced from 9 exons. The coding region runs from base 1 to 1569 and encodes 522 amino acids. Lineage: Eukaryota; Metazoa; Chordata; Actinopteri; Carangiformes; Carangidae. The record is from RefSeq and is a predicted model, not a curated record. Gene Ontology annotation, biological process: regulation of membrane potential; monoatomic ion transmembrane transport; chemical synaptic transmission. Gene Ontology annotation, cellular component: neuron projection; postsynaptic membrane; synapse. Gene Ontology annotation, molecular function: extracellular ligand-gated monoatomic ion channel activity; transmembrane signaling receptor activity; neurotransmitter receptor activity.